AUGUUCUCACCUUCUUACUUCGUUGUAUCAAGGAGGGUGCUAUGGUAUGUUCUCACGGCAGUAGUGGUGAUGAACUUCAUCAUUGUCUCCUAUUUCCAGUUGGCAAAUUCCAUUACCGACCUUCUGAGUUACCAAGGAACGUCCAGAUUGUCCAGUUUUCAAAUGGCAGCUCUUCAGUUUUUCAAGGUUCUCGAGGGCGACAAAAACCGGUUUGGUCUUGUUGACAGCUCAUUAUGUCAUGCCGUUGGCAACAUUGAAACCAAGGACUUCUUACCUGAAGAUGGAAAGGACUUGGAUGAUUUUUUUUACGAUCCAAGACUCACCCUCUCGGUGUAUUUGAAUGAGCUCACCAAUUUGGGCCAACGGAAAGAUACGCCAGUUCUUCCGUUCCAUUGGACAGACUGGAUCGAUGUCACCCUCUUAAACGAAGAAAAGAAGUUGCAGGAUCCCAAACUAAUGACAUGCGAGCGGAUCCGUAGGCGGACUCAAAGAAACCCCGAUACUUCCCCAUUCUGCAAGAAUAAAGAUGACCUCUCCAUAGAGGAAGUUAAUUCACUUGGUUAUAAGUCGAAAGAUAUCUUACCUCCAAGUGUAAUUUUUGGGCACUGCAAGCAUAACAACAAUGGUUACAACGAUGUCAGAGUGUACAUGGCGAAGUCAUAUGUGCUGACUUACCUUCCGAAGCCUUACAAGGUAAUAAUUUUGAACAAGGAGAGAGGCACGUAUGAAUUUGAAGUCGAUCAAUCGAACGGACCAGAGCAGCGUAUGGUAUUCAGCGGAAUGUUGGAUCGUUUUUCCAAGAAGAUACUAAAAGUAUCUUCACAAUCCUUGCUUAAGAAAAAGGUCUUUACCGUGGACCAUUUGAGUAUAUUCAAAAAAUUACGUAAAACAGUGAAGCCAAUUUUCAUGCCUCGGUCUCAGGAUGUUCAUUCGAUGAACCAAAUUGUCAUGUCAUCUCCCAGCCACUCCAAGGACAUCAGCUUGACGGAAGCCUCUUUCGAUUAUACAAAAGAAAAGAUCACGCAGAAAAUCGAAGAAUAUGAGCAGAUCAAGAACAGAACCAUUCAGCAAAACAACUUCCUAGACGGCUUGAAGGACUGCUUGCUUUACGACGGACUGAACGAACCAGAAUAUUUUAAGAUGGCCACCUUGAACAUUCGUGAGAGGAAAAAUAAACUCAAUGAUUGGGGUUGGCAUUAUGAUUGGAGGUUCUUCAGUGAUGCUCUUUUUAUUGAGAAAGUUGGUUGGACUAAACAGGAACGUGUGGAGAGAACUAAUAUUAUUUUGGAGCGUUUAUUGAGAAACUGGAACAGAUUUGCCGAGGAAAAAGGUAUCGUGUCGUGGAUUAUGCACGGCCCAUUACUUUCAUGGUACUGGGAUGGAUUGAUGUUCCCGUUCGAUGUCGAUAUUGAUAUUCAAAUGCCAAUAUCUGAACUCGUGAGACUUAGUGAGUUUUACAACCAGACCUUGGUGGUGGAGGACCCAACCGAAGGCUACGGAAGAUACUUAAUAGACGUUGGAACAUACAUUCACAACAGAGACAUUUCUCAUACGGGAAACCACAUUGAUGCUCGUUUCGUGGAUGUAGAUUCCGGAAUCUACAUUGACAUAACUGGACUUGCCAAGUCGCCGGCUAAUCUUCCAGAAGAGUACGAAAAAACCCCAAUCGUCCAAAAGCCGAAGGAUGAUGGGGAGGUCGAGGUGUACAACGAUCGUCGAAAGCAUUUUUACACAUUUGAUCAGCUCCUGCCAUUGCAUUACUCCAUGAUGGGUGGAGUGCCAUUAUUCGUGCCUAAUCAGAUUGAAGAAAGGUUAAGAUUUGAGUACUCUCAUGGCUUAGAUGAUUAUGAAUUUCACGGAUGGUACUUUGUACCUAAGCUUCAACUCUGGGUGAUGACUGAUAAGCUCUCAAAGGUACUUCCAGAAGAACAAAUCAGGAAGGAUGGGAAGCAGUUGCGGGAGUUGGUGAUCGCUGCAGCUAUUGACAUGACGGAUCAGCAAGCGAUCGACAUGCUCAAGGAUGAUGAAACAUUAAUGGAGUACUACCUCACACGUAAGUUUACUGACUGGCACUCAAGAGAACGGGAGAUACUAUUCACUGAAGACGGAAAGGACAAUAUCAACGCUCUUAAAGAUCCCGAGAUCAGAGCCAAAUACACUCAACUCACAGGAGAAAUUACCAUGGGCAGGCCGUUGAGGAAGUGUCUAUUCGAAUAUGAAAAGUUCGACAGAAUGCUCUCCCUGGAGUAUUAUUUGCAUAACAAUUAA
This is a messenger RNA of Sungouiella intermedia, 2268 nucleotides long. Lineage: Eukaryota; Fungi; Ascomycota; Pichiomycetes; Serinales; Metschnikowiaceae. The record is from the annotation of a GenBank genome assembly.